AUGGGACCUACUUUACCUGCGCAGGUCGAGAUGGAGAGCCCUUUAGCAGGGCCAAGCUCAAGGCCUUUCUCAAAUUUUCAAACAUCAUCAUCCCAAGGUCCACAACAUCUGCAGCAGCAGCAGCAUCGCGUAGUAUUUCAGCCGAGUGCUGUGUCAGGCGCGCCUUCGGCUUUGGGCUUUGGCUUUGGCAUUGGGUCUUCACUAGGCGGGAACAAUGAGCUCCGCACAGUCUUUCAAGCGACUCCGUCCGGCGCUAAAAAUACAGUCGGGUUCGGCUCGGGACUUGGUGGGGCGGUUGGCAGCCCUCCUUACUCUUUUGCCAACAGGCAAACAGCCACAAAGUCACAAGGACCGUUUUGGGCCUCACGCAGCUCGCAAGUGCAAGCGGCUGCUGCCGACAGUCAUCCAAAGCGAAGAAAGAGUAUCAGCUCAGAUGAGAGUGAUGAUGACGGAGACGCAAGCAUUUCAUCGCCGGGAAAGCGAAGACUGGGAGUUGCAGCAGGAAAUGGCAGCCAACUACACAGGCUUCUUUCGAAUUCACAGCAAAGCGACGCGAGACAGCUGGUCCCGAAGAAAAUGCGCACAGGCUUUGCUGCCAGUCCAUCCUUGCUUGACGAUCUCCGCCAGUCGCUUCCAACCCAGGCGCCAAUCCCCUCCCAGCCUGAGCAAGAUGACGACUUUCUACUUGCCUGUACGUUGAAAUCUUCAGCUGUGGCAAGCAGCGAGUUGCAACCAUCGCGCCGUUGUGCCGCGGCGAAACGCCCCGCCAGCGCUGUCGCAAAGGACGCUUUGGCAAGGACAGCAGCCAAGUGCGAGCUUGAUGUCGGCGAGAUGCUCUCCUGGAUGGACAGGCCAUCGCUCCUCUCUCUGCUACAGCGGCUCCUGGAUGAAUCGCAUGACCGCGACGCGGUCCGAGAGCAGAUUAUCCAUUUGCUUCCCAAUCCGACGCUGGAGAUUGCCAAUGCUGCAUUAGACGAGGCAGAGAAAGGAGUGCACACAGCUAUGCCAGGAAAUGUGCCCAACCUGCGACCAGAAUAUGUUUGGAGUCGAAUCCGGAGCCCCAUCGCUGAAUUUGCGAAGACGGCGCUCCGGUACCUGCCCUUUUUCGGCGUCGAAAGCAAACCUGUGCACGGAUAUGAUCAUUCAUCCUCUCCGUCUCCAUUACCAGCCCCAACCCAUCCCGCCACUUCUUUUGCCUUCCUUCACACCGUCACCUCUCGCGCUCUUUCGCUUGAAGCAAUGCUUCCGCCCGUACCCUCGUCCUUUCUUACUUUCCCGGAGUCAUCAUCGCUCGACACAUCUUGCGGAGCAACCACUUACACGGAUAUCAAUAUCUUCUCAUCGGCAUCUGGCGAAAAGUCUUUCGCGUCGUACAUUCCAACGCCCCUGCGCAGUCCUGCAAGCCCCGACGCCAUCUUUACGCUCCUUAUGCCGGCACUUCUGAAUGCCUGGCAGGCAUUCGGGGUGUACAUUUCACACGCAGCAAAUGAGCAAGGGCGCAUAUUUAGCCAGGAGCACCUCACCUCUUGGUUCGAGGCGCUCAGUUCACUUUCAAUUGCUACCCCGCAAGGUGGUGACGGUACGCAGGGCGAAGGGAAGGUGGAGGUUCGGUUUAUUCGCCAGGCGGCUGGACACCUCGGUCAAAGGCUGUAUGCAGACUGCGGGUGGAUGCUGGGCAAGCAUCGUGCCGCAGCUGAGCACUCCGGUCAGCACCACCAGCAGCCCUCGACGCGAAAGAGGAGAGGGAGCUUCAUGGAUGAAGGCGAGCACGAAGAGCUGUGA
Tilletiaria anomala UBC 951 is the source of this 1782-nucleotide messenger RNA. RefSeq lists its product as uncharacterized. Lineage: Eukaryota; Fungi; Basidiomycota; Exobasidiomycetes; Georgefischeriales; Tilletiariaceae. Gene Ontology annotation, cellular component: nucleus. The record is from RefSeq and is a predicted model, not a curated record. Bases 1 to 1782 code for a protein of 593 amino acids. Gene Ontology annotation, biological process: nuclear protein quality control by the ubiquitin-proteasome system; proteasome localization. The transcript has a single exon.